AUGAUGUUCACAGAGAAAGACGAUGGCAACGAGGGAGUGGUACUCAAUGCAAAGCUGAAUGAGAAUGCUUUGUCACAGGGCCAGAAGCAACUGUUUGGUCUGGCAAGGGCGCUGCUGAAGGAGAGUAAGUUUUUGCUCCUGAAUGGGCCAAUGAGCAGAUGCUAUUGUCUGGACGCGGACACAGACAGCAAGGUACAGACUGUCAUACGGCAAUCAUUCCGCGAUUGGACUGUCAUUAUGAACCUACAACUCUACUUGACUUUGAUCGGGGGGGUUGUCUUGAAUAAUGGACGAGUCAUCGAAGCAGGACGGCCAUGUGAGUUGAUAGACAGACCGGGCGGUACAUUCUUGAAGCUGCUGGGGCUUGAAUCGCGAAUGAAGAUCCGGCCUUGGUGGUAG
Aspergillus clavatus NRRL 1 is the source of this 399-nucleotide messenger RNA. RefSeq lists its product as uncharacterized. The transcript is spliced from 3 exons. NCBI's taxonomy places the organism in Eukaryota, Fungi, Ascomycota, Eurotiomycetes, Eurotiales, Aspergillaceae. Bases 1 to 399 code for a protein of 132 amino acids. The record is from RefSeq and is a predicted model, not a curated record. Gene Ontology annotation, molecular function: ABC-type oligopeptide transporter activity.